GAAAAGGCUGCGAGGAGCCGGGAGGGAGGCACAGGCAGGCUCCCCGCGCUGCGCGCCGGAACCUCUCCAGAGAGAGACGCGGAGGGGGGGGGUGUGUGUCCGCGUGUGUGUCCGCGUGUGCAGGGGGGGGACACGCGCGCCCACGACUCGCGGCGGCCCGGCCAGUCGCGCGUGAACCAUCCCGUCCGGCGUGUCCGCCAGCCUCUGCCCCUGCCCGGCGCCCCGGCCACCGCCACGCCGCGGCGGGAGCCGCCAGCCCCGGGGCGGUGCGAUGCCCCCGGCGAGUCGUUCCUGCCGCGGGCUCUCGGGAAGCGUGGGGGGUGAUGGCACCUUCACGGGAAUGACACGCUGAGGGACUGUGGAGAGCAGACACGCGCGCACACACACACACACACACGCGCACACGCGUGUUGCAGGCACGCGCGGUUUGUAGACUGGAUUUUGGGGGGCGGAGGGGAAGCAGCGGCCGGCUUCCCUCGCGCCGGCCCUGAAGGAGUUCCCGGGCUUCUGCUCCUGCGAGUGGGUCUGUGCAAGGCAGGACGCCAAGGCACGGAGGAGAAGGAGGAGGAGGAGAAGCGAAAGACAACCCGAGACAUUUGCCGAGGGAAUUCUUAGGUGCGGGGUGAAGACCAGCGGGACUUCCAGUUCCCGAGGAAAGCCCCUAGCAAAGCCAGCGGGGGAGAAACACCCCCCCACCACCACCACCCACCCCGCUAAAAAUGGAUACAUUGCCUCUCGUUUGGGGAUUUUUAGCUCUGUGCUUGGCUGGAUCCGGAGUGCUAGGCGAAGCAGUUCAGUCGUGCGGGGGUCGUUUGAAUUCAAAGGAUGCUGGUUACAUCACUUCACCUGGAUACCCACAGGACUACCCCUCCCACCAGAACUGCGAGUGGCUCAUUUAUGCCCCGGAAGCAAAUCAGAAGAUUAUCCUCAACUUCAACCCUCAUUUUGAAAUUGAGAAACAUGACUGCAAAUAUGACUUUAUCGAGAUACGGGACGGCGACAGCGAGUCGGCAGACCUGCUGGGCAAACACUGUGGGAACAUCGCUCCUCCAACCAUCAUCUCCUCAGGCUCCUCUCUCUACAUUAAGUUCACCUCUGAUUAUGCACGGCAAGGCGCUGGCUUUUCUUUGCGCUAUGAGAUCUACAAGACAGGCUCUGAAGACUGUUCUAGAAACUUCACCAGCUCCAAUGGCACUAUUGAGUCCCCCGGAUUCCCUGAUAAGUAUCCCCACAACUUGGACUGCACUUUCACCAUCAUGGCCAAGCCAAAGAUGGAAAUCAUCCUUCAGUUUCUGACCUUUGACCUAGAGCAUGACCCCUUGCAGGUUGGAGAGGGAGAUUGCAAGUAUGAUUGGCUGGACAUCUGGGAUGGCAUUCCUCAAGUUGGCCCUUUGAUAGGCAGGUACUGCGGCACAAAGACACCUUCUGAGAUCCGCUCAGCUACUGGUAUUCUCUCGCUUACCUUCCAUACUGAUCUGGCAGUGGCUAAAGAUGGCUUCUCUGCCCGCUACUACUUGGUCGAGCAGGAGAUCCCGGAAAACUUCCAGUGCAACAUUCCUUUGGGGAUGGAAUCUGGCAGAAUCUCCAAUGAACAGAUCAGUGCCUCCUCCACCUACUCGGACGGAAGGUGGACCCCGCAGCAGAGCCGGCUCAACAGUGAUGACAACGGAUGGACCCCCAACCUGGAUUCCAACAAGGAGUUCCUCCAGGUGGACCUUCGUUUCCUGACCAUGUUGACGGCCAUUGCUACCCAGGGUGCCAUCUCCAAAGAAACGCAGAAUGGCUACUAUGUCCGCUCCUACAAGCUGGAAGUCAGCACCAACGGUGAGGACUGGAUGAUGUACCGGCAUGGUAAAAACCAUAAGGUAUUUCAAGCUAACACUGAUGUCACCGAAGUGGUCCUGAACAAGAUCCACACCCCAGUGCUGACUCGGUUUGUCCGGAUCCGUCCCCAAGUCUGGCACAAUGGGAUUGCUCUCAGACUUGAGCUCUAUGGCUGCCGCAUCACAGAUUCACCCUGCUCCAACAUGCUGGGGAUGCUUUCCGGCCUUAUCUUAGACUCCCAGAUCUCUGCCUCCUCAAUCAGAGGGUACGACUGGUCCCCUAGCAUGGCCCGGCUGGUCAGCAGCCGCUCUGGAUGGUUCCCACGAAUCCCCCAAGCCCAGCCAGGGGAAGAGUGGCUGCAGGUGGAUCUGGGAGUCCCUAAGAAUGUGAAAGGAGUGGUCAUCCAAGGGGCCCGAGGAGGAGACAGCAUCACCAUGGUAGAGGCUCGAUCCUUCGUGAAGAAGUUUAAAGUGGCCUACAGCAUGAAUGGAAAGGACUGGGAGUAUAUACAGGACACCAAAACCAUGCAACCCAAGCUUUUUGAAGGCAACAUGCAUUAUGACAUCCCUGAAGUCCGAAGGUUUGACCCUGUUCCUGCACAGUACAUCCGGGUUCACCCAGAACGGUGGUCUCCAGCAGGGAUUGGGAUGCGUUUGGAGGUGUUGGGCUGUGAUUGGACAGCUGUAAAACCCACUUCAGAGACACUGAAGCCCACCUUGAAGAGUGAGGAGACCACCUCUCCAUACCCUACUGAUGAGGAGACGACAGAGUGUGGUGAUGGCUGUGGAGAAGGUGAUGAUGCCCAGCUUCCUGUAGGAUUCAAUUGCAACUUUGACCUCCCUGAAGACCUAUGUGGUUGGUCUAAUGACCCUGCAACAGAUUAUAUGUGGUCUUUCCAUUCUAGAAGCACCUGGUUCAGCAAUUCAGGACCAAGCACUGGGUCCUUACCUGAGAGUAAAAGCUACUUGCGGCUGCAGAGCAGUGGGAGGAGAGCGGAUCAGCGCACCCGACUUAUCAGCCCUGUGAUCUACUUGCCCAGGAGUGCUGUCUGCAUGGUGUUCCAGUACCACGCAUCUGGCAGGAAUGGGAUAAUGCUGCAGGUGUGGCGGGAAGCAAACCAGGAGAAUAAGCUGUUGUGGAUCAUCUCGGAAGACCAAGGGGAUGAGUGGAAAGAGGGACGGAUCAUUCUGCCAAGCUACGAUAUGGACUAUCAAAUUGUGUUCGAGGGUGUUAUACGCAAAGGACAUUCGGGAGAAAUUGCCAUCGAUGACAUCCGGAUUGGCUCCGAUAUCUCCCUAGAGAAUUGCAUGGAACCCAUCACAGCUUUCCCAGGUGAGAACUUCUACAUUCCAGGGGGCACCCUUCUGCCAGGGAGCGAGCCCACAGUGGACACGGUGUCAGUGCAGCCCAUCCCAGCCUACUGGUAUUACGUUAUGGCCGCCGGAGGUGCUGUUCUGGUGCUGGUCUCCGUCGCGCUGGCCCUUGUGCUCCACUACCACCGGUUCCGCUAUGCGGCCAAGAAGAGUGAUCACGCCAUCACCUACAAAACCUCCCACUAUACCAACGGGGCCCCUUUGGCAGUGGAGCCCACCUUAACAAUAAAACUAGAGCAAGACCACAGCUCGCACUGCUGAGAGCCGAACAGGAGCAAGAACAAAACACAAAAACAAAAUUUAAGACUUCAAAUACGUUGCCUCGAUUUUUGCACUUUUCUCCUCACCUAGCGUCUGUGUGAACUCUAGACAUCUCUGUCCCUGUCCCCUACCUUUCCCAGCCUUUCCUGUUCUUUUACAACCUCUAAACUAAUGCUGCAGCUUGGAUCGCCAGAAGAGAGUGCCCGCCCAUGUCACUUUGAAAGGGAAUGCUCCUCUUUAUUAUUUUCAAAGACUGAUUCUCCCAGUAGGCAACCUGCAAGGAAACUUGAUGGCAAGUCAAGAAGCUGGUGUGCGUGCGUGCAUAUGUGCGUGUCUAUAUAAAUAUAUGUAUGUAAGUGUGCAUGGGAGUGUGUGAGGCUGACUGACUGAAUGUAUAUUUAAAAGAGGCCCCUUUUUAACUUGCUUGUAUUGCUUCUGCUUACACAGGGAAUGUGUUAUCCCCUGUGGAAGGCCUGGGAUACCAUUUGCGAUAAAUAUACUGAUUUGUUUACUUGGGGAAGAGAACAAUGCUUUUUGUUGCCUUAUCUAGCUUUGGCUGGGUUUAUAUUUCAUAUCGUAACGUCAGCGGGUGCAUAAUGAGAAGAACAGGCCAUGCUGGACAGUCCAAAAGACCCCCUUGGAUGGUGGGAAGGAUCCAGAGAGGUUCAUCGCCAUUCAAAAUUAAGACCUGUCUUAUUAUUUCUUCAGCCAGCAUAACACAGCCAUUGUUUGGUAGCGGAAACCACCUCCCACCCCACCCCUGUCCAGAAGUGAAUCUAUUUCAAGUUGCCUUAUAACAGAGAAGCUCAUAAAGAAUGUUUAGUUUAUAUCUGUUAAACCCAGCCUUGGAGUAAUGUGUAGACUUAAAGCAGAUCUAAGGUGGAUGUUAAAUACUGUAGUUUCUUGAAUCUGAGGUUUAUUUAUUUUUUAAGGAACCUCACUCCGGAUGCUGAUGUUUUUAUGUUUAUCUUUUUGCAGGGGAAGUGGGAAUCCUCUUCCUUGUCAUUUUACUAGAAAUUUACAAAAGACGAGUCUAAUUUACCUUCUGUUUUCUCUGCCCAAGUUCGUAGCUGCUGGAUCAUAAAAUGGCUAAUUGACUUUCUAGAAUGUCAAUUAGUUUUGCAUUUGCUAAUGUUCUGCUUCUUAGAGCAUCAGUAACAUCUAGCAAACAAAACACUAGCAGAUAGGCCUGGUGAAAUCCAGAUAUUGCUGCAUCUUUAACUUAGGAGAAAUAAUGGAAACCAAGAUACGCCUCCACCUAUUGAUUGGCUCUGAAGUAAUGCAAUGAAAAUGCCUUAUAUAAAUUACCAAGCGAUGACACGCAAAGGUGGUUUGAAUCAUUAAGUCUGAUCUAUUUGUGCAGAAUGCGCCUCCAUGGAACACAGUUCAGGCUUUUUCAUGUUCGGUUGUGGCAAGUGAUCAGAUUCCCCCCAUUAAGACAUCCAGCCACCCUUUCUGCUCUCUGCCCCCAGAAACAAAGAUAACAGUUCUGCUAACUGUCUGCAGUCUUGCUCAUUCUGUCAGAUCAUGAAAGUGUGUCCUGCGCACGCAGGGUUGGCACAUAUCAUGACAGAGAUCAGGGCUGCUUGAGUCUUAGCCAAUCCCCAAUGGCGCACGUUCUUGGGAUUGUCACUCUUGUUCUCUCUUUCCCAGCCUUAGUCAGUAGCAUGCUUCAGUGCAUGCGGCAGUUUACUCUGCCGAUUUUGGAGAUGCCCGCUUAGUUGGUAACAUCACACAGUGCUGCUUUGGUAGGGAGAUAGUUUUUAAAGUGCACAACAUCUAAAACUGAUUCUCCGCGUUGAGCAUGUGUGGUAGUGGAUGCAUCUAGAAAGAGAGAGAUGUGCAGAGUUAACACACAUCUGGGAUUGCAAGCCUGGGGGCCAGGGGACUAAGUGCCUUCCACUCCCAUUGCAGUCAGGAGGCACUCAGGGGCAUCCAUCACCUCUCAGGAUGCGUUCAGUACCACGUGAGCCCUAGGAGAGCUUCUUCCAGCAUGGAAGUCAUUUAUUAGUGAGCAUCUUCAUUAUGUAGCACUGGCAGGAUCGAACAUAUCACUUCUGCUAUGAUAUCCCCAACGCUAAGUUAUCAUAGAUAACAAUGGACAUAAAACAUUGAAAGACUGUUGCUGAGUUUUCAGAUCAAACCUACAGUUUUCAAUAGGGUAGGGAAGCCUCUAGUAAUAUUUCUGAAGUUGGUACGACAUCCCUGUGUAAAAUUCUCCUCUUGGCUACACCAAGGCAAGCCUGCCGUGAGGGAGGGUGCUUUGGUGUAUCUGAGAGGAGCAUUUGAGGGCCAGUGUUAAAAAUAAAAAUCACCAAAGAUGAUGACAACAAAAAUCACUUAAAGAUUUUUACUCCCAAUUCUCCCCUUCCUAGAACUGUGACAUCCCCAGCAUCGCGCAGUUGCCUGUGUGUGAAAAUAUCUUGUGGAAAUUUGAAACUCUUUAAAGAUGUAUUGUGUGGAAUGUAAUAAAAGGAUGAUAUUUUUAUACAAACAUCUGGGGAGGGUUUCUUUGUUUGUUUAUGAAAACGACAUUGGGCAAACUGACGUUUCAUUACACGUUCCCUUCCGAGUGGUAGGGCUCUUUCCUUUAGCAACUAAAAGCUUGAUUAUGCUUCCAUUCAAGUCACUAACAAAAACCUCAUGGCAAGCUCCCCAGCUGGUGUACAUGAAGUCAGUGUAGGUGUGCCAAGAUUAUAAUCAGCUGAAAAUCUGACCCCCCUAUGCUCAGGAUCAGGUCCUUAACAGUGGCUUUUAGACUCUCUUGUACCAUUCCUAGUUAGGAGUUUGGGGCAGCUGAGCCAACACAUGAUUGUUUAGGGAUUUUGCUAAAGUUACUUAAGUGCUAAAUAAGCCUGGGACCUAUAAUUUCAUAGUGCCCCAGGGGAAGCUGGCUAAAUUGCACUUAAUCCCUACACGAGAUACACACACUAUACCAUUAAAAGAAAAUCGCAACAGGUUUUUAAAAAACCUUUCUGCUCCUCUGAAUGUCAGCUGUACAGAAAAGUGGCAGCGGUUUGUUCACCAUUGCCAGGAGUUUGUCACGUGGACUGGCACAGUGUUUAGAAUUAAAUGGUCAAGGCAGCGUGGGCCAGACCCUUGCUGGGGUCUGUGGGCACCACUCCAUUAACACCAGUUGAAUUGCGCCGGUUUACACCAGCCGAGGACCUUGACCACCCCCCCACCCCCCUCUGCAUUUUGUGCUCAAAAGCACCCAAAGAGGCUGAUGGCUACUGUAGAGAUUGCUCUGGUCGUGAGGGGUAACGUUUUGUAGUUAAAGGACUCCAUCAUGUAACGAUUUUAAACCAAAGCUAAAAUACGUAGUGAGGGCCAGAGCGUCAGCUAGUGUCAGUCAACACAGCGCAGUUGCCUUCAGUGCAGCUGACUGGAGCCCCAGGAAGGUGGGGGGUGAUUCUCAGCUCACAGAGAUGUACCUCUGCUUGAGCUAGCUUGCUAAAAAUAGCAGUGUUGCCGGCGUAGUAGGGUGAUGGCUCAGGAGAGCCACCCCAGUACAAAAGAAGAGGCGCUCAGCAGCCCUGGGGUUUAGGGUACAUCCAUGCCGCAGCUGGGAGGCGGAAUUUCCAGCUCAGGUAGACGUAGAUACUCUCACUCUGAUUAAGCUAGCAGCUAAAAAAUAGCAGCGAGACCAGGGCAGCUUGGGCUAGCUACCCAAGCCUGGAGACCCUCGGUACGUAUGUGGGUGACUAGCCUGAGCCACUGCAGCCACUCUGCUGUUGUUAGCGCUCUAGCUCCAGCAGAGCGACCGCGUGUCUGUCUACCCACAUUGGGAAGCAGGGGCCCAGCUGCACUGUAGAAAGCCCGAGGAUUAAUACAGAUGACUCUGGUGUAGUAUUUCUCCUUUCCCUGGCCUUUAUGUUGGCCUGUGCGUCUUACACUGUCUCAGAAGAGCCAGCAGCUAGGCCUCUGAUUUAAAAUCUAUUUUGAAGCCAGUUCUAUUUUUUUCUAAAGAGAACAUUUAUGUAUAUAUUUAUUUUCCUUCGGCAUUAAGCUUCAGUCUGACAUUCAUGUAGCUUUGCAAUGGCACUUCCUGGAUUUACUUGGAUUUCAGGCCAAAAUCAAAGAAUUCAGAGUUCAAAUUUUGUCCUCUUGCUGUGGCUGUACAAAUAUAAGCAUAGCUGAAGAGCUGUAGACCUUUUUUUUUUUUUUGCUUUAAUUGUGCAGAUCACUGGCACGCCAACACUCAUAAUUUGCAUUUCGUACACUUCAGUGACCAUCCAAGCAAAAUGCAAAACAAACAUGCACAAAAAAGAGAGCGGGAGAGAAAAUGUUGACGGUCUCACUAUGAGCAAAAAUCUUUAAGUAAGCAAAUGAAAAGGGAGGGGUAGUUCGGGGGUUAAUUACGCCUUAUAUACUUCACACACAAGUUGACCAAGCUUGAAACAGGAGCACAUACAGGCUGGAUGGGGAGCAUGUCAUGCACAAACAGCCAAAAUUAGCACGAUUGCAAAAAACAAAGCGUACGUGCAAUUCCAGUAAGCUCUCUUCAGCAGUAAAUAUGAAGCACUGAGUUCAUCCCUAAAAAGCAAUCUCAAAAGGGUAGUGCAGGGGUGGUCAACAGGCAAACUGCGGGCCAAAUCCAGACCACCAGAUGCUUUUGAAUGGACUCUGCAAUCUUUUUAUUUACUUAUCGUUAUUAUUGGAGGGUUUUUUAAUUAUUUUCUCUGGAAUCUAGACAUUGCCCGUACCUUGACCAAGAAAUUUGGCCCUUGACAAAAAAUAAUUGACUACCUCUGCGGUAGAGCUUUCCUGGGAAGGGCCAGCUGAACAGUGAAGGAUCAGCGUUCCAAUAUGCAGCAUUCCCUUCUUUUAGAGCAAAGAAUGGAAGCAGCUCAUGUCUAUUGUGCAAUAGGCAGAAGGCCCAGAGGCAGCCUCCGCAGUUAUAUACACAAAGUGAUUGUGAGUAUCUUUGUCAUCAUAACCACACCUUUGUGGAUGUAACCUGGAGCUGUACUCCUGGAGACAUACCCUGAGCGUGCUGACAGAUAACGAAAUACAAUCAGUCGUUGCAUGAUUGAAGGAAGACUUGAGGGGCUUGUGUUAGUGACGCAGGGCUUUGCCUACACUUUAAACACUAUAGUAGUGCUUCAGUGUAGACACUACCUAUGCCAAGGGGCGACUCCCAUCAGCGCAGAUAAUCCACCUCCCCCAGAGGAGGUAGCUAGGUCACCAGACUAAUUCUUCCAUCAACCUAGCGCUGUCCACUUAAAUACGCCACUCAAGGGGGUGGAUUUUUUAAACUCCAAACAACAUAGUUAAACCAACCUAGUUCUCUAGUGUAGACCUGGCCUUAGGAGAAUAACUGCAAUAGGUUCAUGGAGUUCAGUUCUCAGCUUCAGUAUCAGUCCUGUAGUAUGAGUAAUAUAGCAGCUGGUCACACAAGGCACCCAUAUAUAUGCUUGAGGAAAAGCAACUCACUCUUCUGUAGCAUCAAAGAACACAGGUGAUUUAAGGCAAGUGGUUAAGUUCCAAUACAUAAAGCUAUCUUAGCUACAAAACAACUAGGUAGUUAACUUAGGGACCAGGGUCUGAUUGGUUGUUGGCUAGGCCAGUUUAUACCAGCUGAAGAUCUGGUCCUUAAAAUCCCACUGGUCCUUCAGGACAGGAGGGAGGUUUUUUUGGUUUGCUUGCUUUUACAGGAACUCAAGGUUAUUCAAUGGAAUUCAACCUGCAGGACAAUUAGAAUUUUGAAGUGCUAGGCUUCCAUGUUGGUCUAAAUCUAAGCUAAGUGGAGUUGACAAGUGUAAGUGGAUCAGAAGCAAAACCACUGUCUGUACACGUCACUCAAAACUAUGGCCAGAAAGGUUCAUUUAAAUGCUCGUAUACUGGUGGGACUGUUUCUGUGUAUACAAUAUGUAAGUACUUACUUAGUUUUUCCUCUAAUUUAAAAUAGUUCCAUUUGUAGGGACAAGGUGGGUGAGUUUCUUUGGUGCAUUUGUUGCCUGUGAAACAGACCAGAUUAACUAUCUUGGAGGCUGAAACGGCCUGUUUAGCCACCAAUGAAUCACUGCAUGGGUGUUUUCUGUGCUUGGCCUCUUUGCUGAGAGUGCCAUUGUAUGGCAAUUCUGACAAUAGCUUUUGAUUGCUCUGUGAUUAAUUGUGAAGGAUCAUAUUUAUGCCAGAAAAGUAUGUUCACAGUAAUCAGCCUUUACGGGUGACUCUGGACACCAAAGUGAAGCCAAGGUAUUUGAUGAUUGUAUUUGUAUGAUGGAAGCACCUGUAGGCUGAAGCUCCAUUGUGCUAAGGACAAUAGGUACAGACACCAUGCAUAGUAAGUGUGCAUCUGCCUGAAUAUUCUACUCAUUGUAGGACAGGACAAAAGAAGCAGCAACAAAUCACAGCAUUAAAGAAGAAAAAAAUCGUGGGCUGUGCUGUUGAAAGUUCUGGGCUGCUUCCUUCUUGGGCUACCCCUUCACAUUGAGGGUGUGACUUAGAUGAAGACUUGCACAAGAUCCAGAAGGUGCAAUAAUUAGUCAGUCAGCAACAUGACUGGACACACACUGGGCCAAAUGUCUUGCUGGGAGAACACCACUGAUUUCUGGGCAGCUCCCCCAGGAGUGCAUAUAGCAGAGAGCAUCAAUAAUUGGAUUUUGUUUCUCGUGUGAUAGGAUACAUGUGCUUUUCCUGAGCUGUGAACUGAGGAGGUGAGAGUCUGCUCUCCUUGACACUGGUUUUGCACUGCCAGGCUUACAAGACUUCAGCACAGCUUUUCCUGAUUUACACCAGAAUAAGUGGCAGCAGAAUCAGGCUCAAAGACUCCAGGCAGGGACCAGAAGCUAGACAGCAUCCUGGCUCUUGGCCACAGCACUUCCGUCAGUGUCUUCGGUGACGCUGAUAGCAAUCCCAGAAGUGACUGCCAGUUUGAGGGAUAGCGUCAAUACCCAUUAUCCAAAACAACGGCAAGAAGGAGGGAGAUAAAAAGAUCAAGAGGAAGCAGAGCAGCUCCUUUCUUUUCUCCUCACCCUUUUUAGUGUUCAUGAAAGGUGGUGGCUUGGCAGCUCUAGCCACCAAACGUGGCCGAGCUAUCUUCAGUCUGCCCUGCCAAUGCGGCUCGGCCCUGUUCUGCAGGGAGCACCUGUCAGUGUGAGAUGAUAGGUCGGUCUCCACACACAUUCAACAUUCGGCCGGAAAUGACAACCGGCAGCACCAACGUAAAGAGUUGUGUUUUGUCACGUGGGCAACUAACUGCACAACGGACAUCAGAUUGGAAACAACUUUCCCUGAUCACCGCCCUGGGAUGGCGUUGAACCAGUGACCUGCACGGGAAGGGCUCCAUUAGGAAUCACUUCGCUCAGCCAGCUGCCUAGAUAGCUAAGCACAGCGGCACCAGGGGCACAACAGCAGCAUAGUCUGUUGCUUACUCUGUACAUUAGAAGGAGUGAGAGCAAAAUAUCUGUUAGCCAUCUGGUCGUGUCGCCUCAGGAGACCAGGCAGUUUCUGAUUAUACGAUUUGUGCGUGUGCACACCAGGGCAGGAGACAGUCAAGCGAUAUUCCAACACUGGGUAGCAUAGCACAGAUGUUGGUACGUCUGCUCAUCAUUAGACACAUCUGCAAUCUGCAUCAUUUCACCGCAGCUUUCAUUGGUGAUAUGCAAAAAUCAGAAGCCUUCCAGGAGCUUAUGUGGAACCACUUAAGACUCUAAUGAUGGGGAGGGGGGGCCCUUCGUUUGCCACAUAACUGCUAAAGUCAGCCCUGGCAUGACAUCAUUGCUGAAUCUCUCACAUCCACUUUGUUCUUAUUGCUUCCCAUGCCAAUCUGUUAGGGACCAAAAUGUAUGACCAACCCCCUGUCUGGAGGCCUGAUCCCAUACCAUUGAAAUGGUCGGGACUCUUGAGAUUAACUUCAAUGGGAGCAGGCUGAGGCCGUAGGGAGGAAGCUUUCUGAAGAAAGAGGGAUAUGACUCUACUUCCUCCGUGCUCUUGUCCCCUCCUGUUUAUCCUUGCACCUUUCUUUCUGAAUCACCAUUCUUUAGUUUUUCUUUUUUAGCGAAAAUCCCUCUAUCUAUAUUUAACUGAAAACGCAAACUGACCCUGAGGUUCACAUGGAUUCAGAACGUAGCACACAGCAAGAGCAGGAGAAUGUGCCUCUCGAUCCAUCUGCACAGCAGCUGACGGGUGUAAUUCCCAGCCUGGGUGACAUACCGAAGCUAGCUCUGCUCGAGCUACCGUGCAAACAACAGCAGCGUGGUUGCAGCAGCACAGGUGGUGGGGAGGGCUAGCCACCCAAGUACCACCCCAUCCGACAUCCUAUGUACAUACUUGGGCAGCAAGCCCAAGCUCCCCCCUGUGCCACCAUGGCCACAUGGCUAUUUUUAACAUGCUAACUGGGGCAGAGCUAGUGCGUGCACGUCUAGCCAAGCCGGGAAAUACUCCUCCAGCUGCUGUAUAGGUGUGUCCAUAGUGACAUACACUGUCAUGCGCCCCAUCCAACAAGGACAAGUGCAGAGUCCUGCACUUAGGACGGAAGAAUCCAAUGCAGCGCUACAGACUAGGGACCGAAUGGCUAGGCAGCAGUUCUGCAGAGAAGGACCUAGGGGUGACAGUGGACGAGAAGCUGGAUAUGAGUCAACAGUGUGCCCUUGUUGCCAAGAAGGCCAAUGGCAUUUUGGGGUGUAUAAGUAGGGGCAUAGCCAGCAGAUUGAGGGACGUGAUCGUUCCCUUCUAUUCGACAUUGGUGAGGCCUCAUCUGGAGUACUGUGUCCAGUUUUGGGCCCCACACUACAAGAAGGAUGUGGAGAAAUUGGAGAGAAUCCAGCGAAGGGCAACAAAAAUGAUUAGGGGACUGGAACACAUGAGUUAUGAGGAGAUGCUGAGGGAACUGGGAUUGUUUAGUCUACGGAAGAGAAGAAUGAGGGGGGAUUUGAUAGCUGCUUUUAACUACCUGAAAGGUGGUUCCAAAGAGGAUGGAUCUAGGCUAUUCUCAGUGAUAGCAGAUGACAGGACAAGGAGUAAUGGUCUCAAGUUGCAGUGGGGGAGGUUUAGGUUGGAUAUUAGGAAAAACUUUUUCACUAGGAGGGUGGUGAAACACUGGAAUGCGUUACCUAGGGAGAUGGUGGAAUCCCCUUCCUUAGAAGUUUUUAAGGUCAGGCUUGACAAAGACCUAACUGGGAUGAUUUAGUUGGGAUUGGUCCUGCUCUGGGCAGGGGGCUGGACCAGAUGGCCUCCAGAGGUCCCUUCCAACUCUGUUAUUCUAUGAUUCUAUGAUCCCUUUCUGAGCUCUGAGCUUAGUCCCAAACCAGGGCUUCCUGGGAGGUGCUUUAAAUACAAAGUACAGGAGUUACAAUACCAAGCAAGACGGUCAAGCUGAUACUAGGGGCUUUUUUCCUUUUAUGUUAAGCUCUAUCCAAAACACAGCUCUCCUUUAAAAUUGGGCAGGGAUUUAGUCUGUGUGUAAAUUAAGUGUGUUUAGUGUUUGGGGGGAAAAUUGUUUGGAAAUGGUGCGGAUACAUCAUUUUGAAAAACAGCUACUAAGCAUAUGAGAUAGUAACCCUUCAUGCGGUGCGUGUGUUUGUGAAGUGUUUUUCCAUUCGCUCACAUUGGGACCUAUCCACCUCACAAGCAUCUGGUGAUCACAUCUAUAGAGACAACACUGCAGUGGGGAAGCGAAAUGAAGCAAUGGCAAGGUGGGCUGCUUCACGACAACAAAACAAAACGACGUACAUUUGAGUUGUUAUUCUGCUAUUUAAAAAAAAGAGCUAGAAAUAAACAAUUGAAGGAAGUAAAAGGCUCGUUAAAAGGAUGUUAAAAGUUGAGCCCUUAUUCCUUAUGGACAGAGAAGUUCUAGUUUUCUCGACAGCAUUUUUGAUAUGGCAUGCAAAUACUGGUGCCCUGCUUUAUAUGGAAUCUAGACCACCCAACAUUACACAAUGUUACAGGCCUUUGGGGGACAUAUUUCUGCAGUGUGGUCUUGUGUGCCUCGUUCUAGUAUUGCACUCUAUGUGUAAAGAACCAUAGAGAUUAUAUGAUAUCACCCAGUAAUGUGCGACAUUCAUAGCAGAGGACCAAAGGCGUUGCAAUGCGUAGAUACAGUGGCGCUGAGCUUAUGGGUUCAUGGAAAUGACAGAUAGAAGAGUGCUGGUAGUGAUGACCUUUAAAAGCUUCUAUGUUAGCUUCCCUCCUGCUGACCUGAGUCAGGAAGAUACUUAAGCACACAUUCUACCCCAACUCUAGUCAGCAAAACACAUAAGGGUGUAUUUAACUUUAAGCUUUGCUGACCUGGGCUGCUUUUCCUGAAUCAGGCCCUUAAUCGAUACCACUACUACUAAUGCCUAGCUUAUACAUAGCACUGGGCAUCCAUAGACCCCACGGUGCUUACAAAGGAAGUCAGUAUCAUUAUCUCCAUUUCCAGGGAGGGAGGUGACUUGCAUCCCUCAUAGGAUGGUGGCAGAGCUGGGACUAAGACAGAGGUCUCCUGAGUUCCAGGCCACUACUCUGUCCACUAGGCAACACUACCUCCUUAGUAAAUGUAACGCAGACCUAGCAAACACCAAAAACACAAAGGCAACUGACAUUCCAAAGAUAGUUGUUGUAGGUCAGUUAGUCCAUUUCCUGCCAAUGCAAGGAUUAUUCUCUGCAGUACAUUUCCAGCCUUUCCUUUAUGAAAAUAUUACAGUAGCCUAUGAUAGUCCAUUUUUCUGCUAGCACAAGGCUGGUCCCCACAUUAUAUUGCCCAGCUCUCCCUUUUUUAAAAUACUGGCAUGAUCCACAUUCCUACUAAGGCAAGAGAGUAUUGGCCCAAAACACUUGUAAACUGUAGGGCUUCAGAUCAUUCCUCUAAAUAUUUUUAAAAGAAAUGGCUCUGUUUUAAAUGGCUGAGGCAAUAAAAGUUCCCAGGUGGGCAGGACAACUUUAACCCUGAGUGUCCAUGCAUGUACGAGUUUAAUAUAUCAAGCUGUACUGUGCAUUAUUGUUUGGUCACAUGGUGGUACUCAGUCUCUCUGGUCACCAACACUGCAUUAUAAUCACUCAUUUACAAUUGCUCUCAGGCUCUGCUGCCCACUCAACAUGUUGUCUCUCCAGCGGAUGGGGUAGUGAUAAGUGUGUAAGUGGACGUGAUGCGUAUGUAGGUGGAUUUCUUUCUUUGGGGAAAUUCCCAGUGCACUGUGUCAGCAAAUCGUGUGCUGUUAUCUUAGGCGAUCACUUUGGGAUUCGAUCAGAUUUCAAAGUACACCAAGAAUGCAAAAUAAACUAGAGUAAUUCAGAUACUUUCUUAAAAAAAAAGAAAAGAAAUAGACCUUUGCAUACAUCACUGAUGAGUGAAAUGCAAUGAAAAACUGGAGUUAUAUAUGAAUCACCGUCACAGAGCUCGGGCAGCUCACCUCAGUCUGAUGUCUACAAAAUCCCUACAAGGUUCUUCUAAGUAAAGUGUGUCAUGUACAUGGCAGCUGUAGUAUUUGGGAGCAGACAAACCCAAAGCAGCUCAGGUUCUGACGACGUGCAAAGGUCAGUGAACCUGGAAGCUUUCCUGCCUUGCGAAAUAGUAGUGUUUGCAUCAUGACACUGCUACAUUGUGAGCCCAUGUUCUGGGAACCCAUCCUCAGAGCACCAGUAGGGUUCCACAGGGAAAGCAGCCUGUCAAGUUGAGGUCUAACUGAUUGUGAGCUCCCAAGGCAAUGUUGUAGCUAAGAAAGGAAAUGCAAACAUUGGAUCCAUGAGCAGAGGAAUAUCAAAUGAGAGGAGGUAGGUAAUAUUAACUCUGUAUAGGGCAUUAGUGAGACCAUUACUGGAACACUGUGUCCAGUUCUGGCGUCCACACUUCAAAAAGGAUGUUGACAAAUUGGAAAGAGUUCAGAAAAUAGCUAGAAGAAUGAUUUGAGGUCUGGAAAACUGGCCUUCUAGACAUAGAAACAGGCCCCCUAGAGAGAAAUGUAUGGGUGUGAUGCAAAAUUUACUGAGCGUGGUUCUGUUGUGGCCUAUGUUGUAGGUAGGCAUGCUGGUUUUGAGAUGUCAGGUGUUGUGAACAAGUGUCAUUCCCUCAACAAUGCCACUGCACUGAAACCGAACUUCAUAGACCAAAGCGGGGCUGGUUGGGUGGGCUUAAAGCCAUUUACCCAGCACACUGACUGAGACAUACACAUGCAUAUUGGCUCCAGACUACACUGACAUCUCUAUGCUGUUUUCACAUACAACGUAAGCCCAAUCUGAGCAAAAGCAGCAAAAAAGGUCAGCACAUUACCUCCUAUGUCACAUCCCCUGCAAUCAUUAUGGUCAGUCACUUUUUUAAAGCAAUGUACAUUUAGCCUCCUAAUGUCUCUGAAAAUACCAACCUCUGUCCUGCUAGCCCCAUGUCUUGAGCUGGUAUGUUCAUUCUAUUUAAGAUGUUUCAACUACAUUGAUUAAAACCUCCUCAUCUUCCUUUUUCAGGAUUCAUAAAUUAGCCUUUUAGCUUGCUGGCAGUGAUCUCAGAUACAAUAGAUAACCGUCUCUGCUAGGCAUCCGGCCAUUUCGAAAGCCAUCACUUACGUUGGCUUCAUCUUUACUGCUUUUCAGCGUGAAUAGCUGGAGGUUCGUAGCCAUAAUUUAACACAUUUUUCUUAAAAAGGGCCUUUCACACCGGGCAAAGCUUUCAAAUGCAUCAUACUUAAAUAGAGUUUCACUUAACUUUCUUGCAUAACUUUCCUUAAUGAUUUUUUCAUUUAAAAUUUUCAAGUAAAUUGAGUACAUGUGAAAGCUAGCAGAUGGACAGCCCUUGAAGAAUGAAAGCCUUCUGUUUAUGCACAGGAGAGGUGAAUUAAAUCCUGUUUAUGCACAUGACGGGCGUGGCACAACACUUGGGCAGGUCAUGGUUCUGACAACGUGCCUUGAACCUGACAGAGGGAGUACGUCCAAGGGGUCAGUUUUUAUGGCCCACCCAGGUCUUCACAUCUGUGCUGAGACUUGUCAACAAAGGUGCUAAUUUAUGCCAAAUGCAGGGCUGUUUUCUGCGAUGGGAGCGCAUAGCUGCUAGGAACUGGAUGUGAGUCUAGUGGUCUCAGCGCCACGGGCCACCAAACAGCCAAGGCUGAUUUUGCUAAUUACUUGGUAUGGAAAAAAGAAGGGUUUUUUUGGUUUCGUCCAUAGACAGUGCAUUGGAGCAGAUACAUGACAUCACAAACAAGUUGAUGGCAAUAGAAUGCUGUGUGAUAAAUAGAGGAUCCUGGCUCUGCUACAGGACUAUGCUGAAAGAGGAAAUGGAUUGUGUGGGAGAAAGCUCUUCAAACACAAAUAUCAGCAAUAUUAGCAAAGGGAAUAGAGACAAUUGCUAGCAGAGUAAAUAGCUUUUUGUAUAAACGUUCUCUUUAUUCAAGUUUUCCCCAGUGCUCAGUUCUCCCUUUAAGGCUUGGAAAAUUGAUGUUCUUUCAAAAGUGUUGAUUACCCGAUACACUUUUAGUUCCGUCCUGCUCACCAAAGCUAGUUGAGAAGAAACUAAAACAGAGUUCUUGUGGCACCUUAGAGACUAACCAAUUUAUUUGAGCAUAAGCUUUCGUGAGCUACAGCUCACUUCAUCGGAUGAAGUGAGUUGUAGCUCACGAAAGCUUAUGCUCAAAUAAAUUGGUUAGUCUCUAAGGUGCCACAAGUACUCCUUUUCUUUUUGCGAAUACAGACUAACACGGCUGUUACUCUAAAACAGAGUUGAGUUUCUAAUGCGUUUUUGGACAAAAUGAAUAGCCUUUGGAAGAGCCUGAGGCAGGCAUCUACUCUGCUGCCUCAGUGGAGUCCAGCGAUUCCCUUUCCAGGCCGUGGGCCAAAUGCUAGCUUAAUUUAUGCUCAUGCUAUCUAUGUUUUCAAAAUGGUUGCAUGGGUGAAACUGACAGCAGAAUUUGACCUCUUGUUUCCUGCUUGAUGAUUAGCUUGAAGUACUUUCUGAGUGAUUUUUGUACAUGAACAAUUCCAAAUACUUGCACGAGGCCCUCAGGCAGUUCUUCAGAUCCUAAAAGGUUUCCAUCUGGGUGGGUCAAGUCCCAGAAGUGCUCAGAAAUCAGGUGAACUUGCUCCUUCUUUUUUGAAAAGCUACUGAUAGCAGGGCCUCAGCUCAAUUUAUUGGGUCUCUCUCUCUCUCUACAUUCAUCACUGAUCAUUAUGAGGGACAGAAGCGGUCCCUUCUGUGUUCGUAUUCCCAUCUUCACUUGAAAAUUAAAAGAAACAUUUUUAACUACUUGAAUAAUGAGGGUGAAGGGAAAUGCUAUGCUAAUGACUAUGUGGGAAAAUAAUAGCAUUAACACCAGUGUUAAGGACACUGCAAUCAGUCUCCAAUCUUUCCUUGGGAGCUGAAGUACUGCUGAGCCACCACCUCAAAGAUCUAAGUUCAGCCUAGUCUGAGCAUAUAGAGCUCAAAUCUGCAUCAACUCCAGCUGCAAAACAUUAGAUCUGAUCUCCUCCAAAGUUUAGGUGAUUUGGACCUGAGGUUUUAUAUUGGGCUUAUCUCUAGGUCUGGAGUGAGAGACCUGUAAAUAGGUGAACCAUUCCAUUCUAUAUCCUUAUGCUAUGAAAGUUAAAUCCCAAACUCACAGGCUUUUCAGUCUGUGUUAUUGUUUCCUGCUAAUAAGGUGCCUGAUCCAAAGCCCGGUGAAGUCAAUGAAAAACUCCCAUUGACUUUAGUAGGUUCUGGGAUCAGGCCCAAAGGCUGGGGAACGUAGAUACUUCUGUUCCAUCCAGGUCUCUCACCCUCCCUUUAUGCCUGAUUCAAACAGAGCAUCUGAAUUACCGUCUAGAAGUGCCUCUCUGCAUUCUGACAGGUUUCAGAGUCACAGCCGUGUUAGUCUGUAUUCGCAAAAAGAAAAGGCGUACUUGUGGCAUGCUCAAAUAAAUUGGUUAGUCUCUAAGGUGCCACAAGUACUCCUUCUCUCUGCAUUCUGUGACCUCUCCAGGCAGGAGCUUUCUAUUUAAAGCCAUGGUGCCCAAUAAAUGACACCAUUUCGAUGUGGAGCUCAUUGCACUGACGAUAAUGAUGGUGGUACUGAACAUUCUUGGCAGGAUUGCCACAGUGGCCUAGUAGUGGUGGUGCUUUCCCAUGUAAACACCCACUGUUAAGUUCCCAGUUCUGGAUUCAUUUCUCCUGAAGAGGCCAGGAACUAUGAGGAGAGACAGUGGAACAAACUACUUACACCUGCAGUGAAUUUGGCCCACCAGGCCCUUGAAGGAAGGCAUGCCUCAUGCUGCUUAAUGGCCCAGUGAGCUCCCUUUUCUCAUAUUGCCUUUAAAGAAGCCUGUUUUACAUAGGGUGAGUGCUCAGUAAUUCUGGCCUCUUUAAGGCACCCCAACAUUGAGCAUCUCAACACUUACUCAUUUGGCCCUGUAGGAGCAACAUUGAUGUGUUCGGAAGGAGAAUUGCACCCAGUCUCUCCUUAACCAGAACGAUGGUGGGGCUUUGAUGGCGUGGUGGGAAUCUAGGGGUCGGUUUGGGACAGAGAGGAGGAGCUCUUGAGGGGGACAGUGCUGCUGAUAUACACCCAGGCUUCUAGGCUAAUGCACAUGGAGGCAGUGAUGGAUAGACUAUUGAUUGUGUUUUCUAAGGCACUGAAGUUCUUUCCCUCUUGAUAAGUGUUGAUGGGGUAACAGUUCAAACUACUCAAUGGAUGUGUGUAUGUCUUUUUCCCCUUCUUGUCAAGCGUAGUCAUGCUGCGAUAUAAAUUGCCCUAACUCACUAAAUGAAUAGUAUUAAGCUGGAGUUCUUGAAAACAGUAGACCCCGAUACAAAUUUCUGAACAGAGGCACCUGUGUAACAGUCUCAUGGCAAACACAUUAAUUUAGGUUUAAUCAGGAGCCUGCAAUUUUUGGAAAGGCCCUUAGACGUUGCUUUUUAGGCACACUACACUUCUUUGGCCUUGUCAUUUUAGGUGAUUUUUUAAAAUUACAUUGAUCUCUUUCUUCUUUUGCAACUCGUGUGAGAUACACAACAGUAGCUUAUAUUCUCAAAAGUGUCUCUUUUUGGAGUGUGCAACUUGAGACACUUUGUAGGAGUCUGAUUUUCAGAAAGCUGGGCCCUCAGCAAGCUUGAUCUUCUUUAAGUGUCUCCAGGUGGGCAUCCAAAAAUCAGAGCUAGUUUUGAAAAAUGUAGGCAAGUUUAAAUACAAAGGCAUUUAUCCUGGAAUAGAGCUAAUACUGGAAAGAUUGCACGGCAAAGUAACUUAGCUCUACUCCGACUGUGGCAAGCACAUUUGGUUAGUAGGGUUUGAUCUAU
Messenger RNA from Chelonia mydas (Green sea turtle), 19635 nucleotides. It is a transcript of the gene NRP2, whose product is annotated as neuropilin 2. Bases 720 to 3458 code for a protein of 912 amino acids. Gene Ontology annotation, biological process: vascular endothelial growth factor signaling pathway; angiogenesis; axon guidance. Gene Ontology annotation, molecular function: vascular endothelial growth factor receptor activity; semaphorin receptor activity. The record is from RefSeq and is a predicted model, not a curated record. Gene Ontology annotation, cellular component: membrane. The transcript has 16 exons. Lineage: Eukaryota; Metazoa; Chordata; Testudines; Cheloniidae.